GCAGGGCGCGCCGGGAAGCUCCCAUCUCCCGCCCCGCACAGCCCGGGCGGGGCCGCCGCUCCGCCGCCGCUGCAGAUCCGGCUCCCACCCUUGGCUCCCGCGGCCCCGCGGCGCCUCCUUCUGCGGACUCUGCGGGACCCUCCCUGACAGGCGCUGUGCGCUGGAGAAGGCACAGCGGCGCAGGCAUGGCCGCGGGGGCGGCGGCGCGGAAGGCAGCGCCGGUGCUGGAAGCGCCCGCGCAGCAGGAGCAGCUCUCUCAUACAAAGCUUUCUGCAGAAGAUGCAUGGAACCUGCAGCAGGAGAGAAUGUACAAGAUGCACCGGGGCCAUGAUUCCAUGCACGUGGAAAUGAUCUUGAUCUUCCUCUGCGUUCUGGUCAUUGCCCAGAUAGUGCUGGUUCAGUGGAGACAGAGGCAUGGCCGAUCCUACAAUCUGGUGACCUUGUUGCAGAUGUGGGUUGUCCCCUUAUAUUUCACGAUAAAACUAUACUGGUGGCGGUUUCUGUCUAUGUGGGGGAUGUUCUCCGUUAUUACCAGUUACAUCCUCUUCAGAGCUACCCGAAAACCCCUCUCAGGAAGGACACCACGAUUGGUCUACAAAUGGUUUCUUUUGAUCUAUAAACUCAGCUAUGCAUUUGGUGUUGUGGGUUACUUGGCGAUCAUGUUUACAAUGUGUGGAUUCAAUCUGUUUUUCAAAAUCAAAGCUAGAGAUUCCAUGGAUUUUGGCAUUGUGUCUUUGUUCUACGGCCUCUACUAUGGAGUAAUGGGGAGAGACUUUGCCGAGAUCUGCUCAGACUACAUGGCUUCCACUAUAGGGUUCUACAGUGUCAGCGGGUUGCCUACAAGGAGCUUAUCAGACAAUAUCUGUGCAGUCUGUGGGCAGAAGAUCAUUGUGGAGCUUGAUGAAGAAGGGCUCACUGAAAACACCUACCAGCUUUCCUGUAAUCAUGUCUUUCAUGAAUUCUGCAUCCGAGGUUGGUGUAUCGUUGGGAAAAAGCAGACUUGCCCUUACUGCAAAGAGAAGGUUGAUUUGAAGAGGAUGAUCAGUAAUCCCUGGGAGCGCACACAUUUUCUGUAUGGACAAAUCCUGGAUUGGCUUCGUUACUUGGUGGCCUGGCAACCUGUGGUGAUAGGAAUAGUUCAAGGCAUUAACUAUUCACUAGGGCUGGAAUAG
Symphalangus syndactylus (siamang) is the source of this 1172-nucleotide messenger RNA. It is a transcript of the gene RNF175, whose product is annotated as ring finger protein 175. Gene Ontology annotation, cellular component: endoplasmic reticulum membrane; Golgi membrane. Gene Ontology annotation, molecular function: metal ion binding; ubiquitin protein ligase activity. The record is from RefSeq and is a predicted model, not a curated record. NCBI's taxonomy places the organism in Eukaryota, Metazoa, Chordata, Mammalia, Primates, Hylobatidae. Gene Ontology annotation, biological process: ERAD pathway.